Messenger RNA from Magallana angulata, 12193 nucleotides. RefSeq lists its product as uncharacterized. Gene Ontology annotation, cellular component: membrane. The record is from RefSeq and is a predicted model, not a curated record. Bases 36 to 11096 code for a protein of 3686 amino acids. The transcript is spliced from 65 exons. Lineage: Eukaryota; Metazoa; Mollusca; Bivalvia; Ostreida; Ostreidae. Gene Ontology annotation, molecular function: protein binding.
AAAUACGAACAUCGUAUGAAUAGUGGAGAAACAAUAUGGCGCGAGUGAAAUGUCACGAUCGUAGAAAGAUGUCAGGAGAAUGUUUACAUUUUCUGUUAUUAAUUCAAAGUUUCACACAAUGUUUUCUUCACACGUUAGCUGUUGAAAGCCAUAGUCAAGCCUUUGUACAGACAGAUAACCACCUUACGUACAUAGGAGAUGGAAGAGAUAUUAAUGGAAUACCUUUAGAAGUUAACCCAGGUCAUACAUAUACUAGUGCUGAAAAUAUUAUUUAUAAAAAUUCUGUAAGACUAGACCCGCCAUGGCUAGAUUUCCAAGAAAGACCAGUUGGAAUGCCAUUCCUGGAACAAGUUGUAGUUCACAAUACAGACAGUAGAAAUGAUUUACAUCUGCUAUCAAUAUCAGGCAGCACAGUACAUUUCCACUGCUCAUUUUUUCAAGAAAAAGUUGUUCCACCCGGUGGCAAUACAACAUUUGAUGUAGUAUUUUUAGCCCGCGAGGAGGGAAAUGUAGAAAAUACUUUAUAUAUUCAUACCUCUGUGGGGUCUUUUUCUUAUAAUGUUUUUGGAGUGGGAAUACCUAAUCCAUAUAGGUUAAGGCCAUAUUUAGGAGCUAAAGUUCCACUGAAUAGCAGUUUUACUCCCAUAAUAAAAAUACAUAAUCCCUUCAGCUCAACAUUGCAGGUAACUGAAAUGUUUUCCAGUGAAGGAGAUUUACAUUUAGAACUACCAUCAGGGGAUAUAGAAGCCCCGAGGAGUUUAUGGGAGAUCCCUCCCUAUGAGACAAAGACUGUUAUGAAGGCGAAUUUUGUAGGGAGGGUGGAAAAUAACCAUACUGCCUUCAUUCGAAUAAAAACAAACCAAGAGCAAAUGAACAAUGUAGUUAUUUUACCUGUCGAAGUGGAAGUUAGUUCAGUUCCUGGUCUAUAUUCCCCGGCAGAGAUGAUAGAUUUUGGUAUCAUACGAACACUUGACGACCCAGUGACUGUCAGCCUCAAUCUUGUCAACACAGGAUACAAGCCAGUCCACAUUUCAGGUGUUUCUGUCUCUCCGCCCAAUGAAGCUAUAAGCAUUGAUUUUCGUCCAACCAAACUACAGCCAGAUAUUUUAAGACACACCUCUGUGGCUAGAAUUACUUUCAAUGCUGAGAAAGCCCUGCAUAGGAAACAGUGGUCAGGAAAAAUCAUAGUGAAAUCAAAAAAUGGCCAGCACAAGAUUAUAAUUCCUUAUAAGGCAACAGUACUCCAUGGGUCUUUAGUUCACACCUUCAACAACACCUACUUUUUUAGCGCCCGAGAGAUCUGGAACAUCACUCGAGCGAUGACUUUUACCAAUACCUUUAACUUCUCUGUUGUUCUUUACAACAUUUCUAUUCCUUCCCAGUACCGCCAUUUCUUCUCAAUUCAAAAUUUUACUGUUCCUUUUACUCUGAAGCCAAGGAGGACUUCAACACCUUUUUACCUUCAGUUUCAUCCGAAUGAAACACAACUUCAUUUUACUACAUAUUUAACUCUGCAUACCAACGCCUCAACUUUUACAAUUCCAAUUGUAGUUUACAAUGGUCUUCUAAAGGUUAUUCCACAUAGACCUGAAAAGUUCAAAGGUCAAUUUGAUUUUGGCACUAUGGGGGUGAAAGAAAAAAGAAGUAUGAUAUUUACUUUACGGAAUGAUAACCCAAUAGACGUUCAUAUAGGGGAAGUAACUCCUGAUAUGAAUGGUACUAAGGUGUUUUUUCUGGGUAUGGAGAAAGGGAAUGGGACUAUGUUAACUCAGAAACAUAACAUCACAGAGGUGGAUUACAAUUUUUUGAAGAUCAAGCCAUACCAUUUUGCAGUGUUUAGAUUGAAUUUAACAGCGCCGGACCAUGAGGGAAUGUUUGCGUCAGACAUGCUGAUAACGACCCAGUUUGAGGACAUCUGGAUUCCUAUAGCUGUCCGUACAGCUGAUGGGAGUCUCAUAGCCAUACCAGAGUCCCUGCACUUUGAUAAAAUGUAUCCUGGUAUGGUGGAUUUCCGAGUUUUACAGAUUCAUUCCACAUUCCGCGAUAAGAUGGAGGUAAUAGGUGUAACAUUCCAGCCACCAGACAGUAGAUUUUAUUAUCAGCCUCCCAACACAGACAAAAUACUCCUGUUUCCAGAUAAACACACUAAUGUUGGAAAAAUAUAUUUUGAUGCCAAAAGAGAGUGUAAAGAUGAUUGUUAUGUAGGCUUAGCAACAAAUACACCUGCUGGUCAGCAGUGGUUGAUAGGCCUAGCAUUAUUUCAAGAUGCCAUAGAAACAGACAGAUACUUAUACUCCAAGCUGCAACAAAAGUGGCGGACAAUUCAUAGGUCCAGUUUAAAUACUGCUAAUGUUACGAUAGAAAUGGAUACUGAUGAAGUUCGAGGAUUUCUCUACUCUGCUCAAGCUCAUCUUCAUUGGCCAUCCCUUGUCAGAAAGUGCCACAUUAAGUUUCCACUGACUCAAAUAGGCAACAUUUCAAUAUCUGAUUUUAUUGUUGAAAAUCCUGGAGAUAUUCCUGUUUUAAUCCAAAUUUUACCAUUACCACUUUAUCCCAACCCACAGAUUAUCACAGAUCUCUUAUACAGAAAUUUUAGAUUUUCUACGGAUCCAGGCGAUACCAUAGAAAUGGAUGACAUGGACAUUUUUACUUUACCUGAUUUAGAACAAUACAACCCGAGUCGACAGAACCCUGUUCCAGGUUUUAGGAGACACAUAGAAACUUCAUUAGGAGUCAAGCCCCACAAACAGAGCAUAGCCACAAUACUGCAGCCAGGGGUGAAGGUCAAGGUCAGAGUGGGGUUCCAGCCCAGGGACGAUAUUUCUAGAACUUCUAUAAUACUCAUCAGGAAUAAUUUAACAAUAAUAGAUGCAAUAGUUGUACAAGGCCAGGGAGGUAGAGGCGAGAUGAAGCUCAGCAACAAGAGACCAGGCUCUGCCAUUCCAUUACAGUUUGAUAUCACCGAGAAACACCUCAAAAACUGUGAUAAAAAGAAGCAAGCAAAGAAUACAAUGGUACCCAAUUUUACAGUCAGAAGAUCUUUUACUCUCAAAAACACAGGGGAACUCCCUUUCUUCAUACACAGCUAUAGCAUAAAUGGAUCGCCCUGUGAGGGCUAUGGUUUCCGAGUUUUAGAUUGUGAGGGAUACGAGAUGCUACCCAACACCAGUCGAAAAAUAGACAUAGCGUUUACCCCCGAUUUUACAAUGUCCAGAAUACGAAGAAUUUUAACUAUACACAGCAGCUUAGGACCUGUAGCUAACUACACCCUGCAGGCUACUAUCCCCCCACACACUCUCUCUCGUUGUUCCUCCGCUCUCCCCCGCCCUAAUUGGGAACCAGUUUUAUACUACUCAAUAACCUGUGUCAUGGCUUUUCUACUAUUCUGCAUUCUUGUGGCAGCAUAUUUUGAAGCUGAUAGAAUAUUCGUGGCAGAUAUUAUUCGAAGGAAGAUCAAGUAUAGUAAUGCGACACAAGCUUUUGACAAAAGUAAAAUAUUUGAUCUCAAACAAGUGGCAGGAAUUACAUCAACACAAACUCCAUCCCUUCCUACGAAAGUUACGCAAGUACCACCCUCUCUCUCUCAAAAUAAUAAUGUGACUACCAAAGCAGUGAUCAACUUAAGCAAUGGUCAUGUGGAACACAGAAGUCAGAAGGAAUCCUUUGGUAGUACUCUUCUCAAAAUUUUUAAGAGGUUAUUUGCUUCUAAACCAUCAAGAUCCAGCAAUAAUAAGAAAUCUAAGGUAGAGAAGGCAGAACCAGUCAAAGAAGAACCAUUUCAGUCCCAGCAGGUGCCGAAGAACAAAUCGGCUGAUGAGCGAGUAUCCGCCAACCAGGAAUCCGAGAAAUCCAACAUUACACAGAAAACUAGGAACAAAAAGGCAGCACGCAGACAACACUCGACCGAGUUUGUAACCUCUCAAGGUGAAGGUUACAAUGGAGGUCACCCCGAGACCAAGCAGAACGAUACCAGUCUCUCACAGUACAGUCGUCAGACAAGCAGUGAAACCAGUGAUAAGGUGUACAAAAACUCCCACAAGACCACCACUUCUUCAGGAUUGGACGAUUUAAUCCUUUUGGAGGAUGCAAAAUCAGAAAUGAAUGAAGCUAAGAUGAAGAAUCGUAAGAAGAACAGAAACAGACCAGAACUCCCCCGAUACAUGACUCAAGCAAGUGUUGAUGAUGAAACAUCGUCCACUUCCACUGAAUCUUCUGUUGGAGAAAUUGAGGAGAAGAGCUCCAGUGCACGAGACUCCACUCCCGAACCCCAGCACCAACCCAAACCCAAAAAAUCUAAACCACGAAUCGUCAAAACCACCGGACAUUAUGACAGCACCAUAGAUGAUGCCGACUUUGAGUUGACCUCCAAAUCCAAAGGUCACAAACGCAUCAAGAGCAAGUCGAAGGAUGUUUACGGAGGAGACAUAUUCCACCCUGAUUCUUUGGAAUUGCCGUAUGAUAUGGAAAAACUAGAGAAGAAGGAAAAAUCCAAGAAAAAGGCCCUGAAACUUCAGUCCUUGAAAGGUGACUCGGAAAGUUCUGACAGCCGCGGUAGCCAGGAUGAGCCGAUUCCUAACUGGGACAUGCCUGUCAACUCCCCUGAUGAAGACUUGAGUGAACUUGCCCAACAGACAGCCCGAUUUGCCCAGAAACAUGGAAAGAACAUUACCCCGAACGGAACUGGCCCAGAUCUCCUCUCCGGAAGUUCUCGGUCCAGCAGCUACAGCGAUAUCGUGAAUAGCAAUGAGAAUGGAAAAAGCAAAGAGCCUCGUCGUAGCCAUACCUUCCCAGGAGUCACCCCAGAAAAUCUUCCAGGUGCGAUUGGAACCAAGGCUAGAGCUGCCCCAGUGGGAUCUGGAAAAGGACGCAAUGUUUGGAAUGCCACCCCACCCACCACCCCAGACUCAGUGCUUGGAAGCUUUGGACUUCAGACUAUUCAGGAAACCAAUCGUGUGUCUACAUCUGAGACCAUCCUGCCCACAUCCACCCCGAGCAGCCCCCAUGUAGCCCCGGACGUGCCCGCUGAUCCAUUUGCCCCCGCUGAUGGUCCUUUCUCUGGUAACUUUAUGAACUACACAAGUGCCCCUGGUUACGAGGCCCCUCAGACCAUGAUGCAGAGACUCCAACAGGAGCGACGAAUCAGGCUGCAGGAACACCGACGAAGGGUGAUGCAAGGAGAGGAGUGGCCAGGCUUUGACGUCCCCCCAGUGGGCAGUGAGAGUCUGUGGGACAAUGAAUACAACCCCAUGUCAGCUAAAUGGCCUGCUGGACCUGAUACCCCUGCAUCACUACAGGGCCCAAACAGUCUGUGGAGCACACUGACCAACAGUGCCAACAACAGCUGGAACUCUCUGAUGAGCUUCACCUCUGGCUGGGGAGGACCUCAGGCGAGCACAGGUGCUGAGACCACCACCACAGACUCGGCCCCACCCAGAACUCUGCAGGAAAUGGACGCUGGCCAGGCCUUUAAUCCGUUUAACACCAUGUCAGACAUCUGGGGACCAAACGCCCCCACCACCACUUCUGGUUGGAACAUCCCCCCCAAGACUGAAGAGCAAAUGUGUGAUUUAAUUUUGCCUCCCUCGCCUCAAUGGUACUGUAGCAAAAUCAUCGAUUUCAACACGAAAGGCAUUGUUGUGUUUGGAGCAAGACACGAUGUUUUCGUUUUGGAUGCAUCUAUCAUCCCACCGAUCUAUAAAGCACAAUGUUGUCUUCACAAAGAGCGUAUUUCAUCCCUGGCUCUCAAUGAGUCGAAUAUUUGUUGUAGUGCAUCUGAAGACGGGAAAGUGAAAGUAUGGAGUAUCGACAACCCCAUGGAGGCCAUCGCUGAUCACAAUACGCACAGAGGUAAAAUUAGUUGUAUUACUUGGUCAUCUGAGAACUCAGAUGUUGUGGUCAGUGGAGAUGAUGGGGGUCAGAUUAUUGGAUGGCAGUAUCAUGAAAACAGGACUGUAUGUUACUGUCCUGAGUCAGCACCCAUAGUCUACCUGGCAUGCUCCAACCUCAUAGAAACACAGGUGGCUAUUGGAUACAAGACUGGAGUUGUUUUGAUUAUAGAGAUGAAGGAUUGGAGAGAGGGGCGUGUCCUACAGAGACUGAGGGGACACGACGAGGACGUCUUAUGUGUGGCCUGGUGUCCCGUUCCUGGGGAAAAUUUCAAAACAUACCAAGAUCUGGAUAAUCCCAACAGUCAGUCACCCAAUGCUGAAGCAGAUGCUGUGAAACCCAUGGAUUUUGGAUCAGAAGGACAUCUGUUGGCCUCCAGCAGUAAAGAUAAAACUGUGAGGAUUUGGAGCUCGCUCAGAGGGAGACAAAUCGCAGUGUUCAAGUCUCCUAAGUCCAAUCAGUUUGCCCGUGAGGAUAAAACUAAAUCGUGGUCAACUUUGUUAUGGAAUCCAAACAAUGCAAACCAUGUCUAUGUCAGCUCCUCUGGGGGUGAGAUUUUAAGGUGGAAUCUUGAUUCGGGUCCCUCACAGAAGCCAGCCUCCAUCAGCUCUGCGAAGGUGCUCAGCCACAACCGCCCCGUCUUCUGUAUGUGUGCAGGGGGACUCAACAACUCGCUCAUGUGUACAGUGUCUAUGGACAGACAGAUGAUAUUCUGGAAUCUGCCCCAGUCUGUGCCAGUUUGUGCAGUGCCCACUUUAGGAGGAUUUGUGUAUGCUGUCAAGACAUCUCCCAUUGAUCCAGGGAGACUUGCCAUAGGUGUUGGAGACAGUAUGAUACGACUGUGGAAUAUGAACAACUCAGUCAACCCGUUCGAUGUCACGGUUCUCUGGCAGGGCAUAAAGUCCAAGGUCACAGCACUUGCCUGGCAUCCAGUGAAGGAGGGACGUCUAGGAUUCGGUACAGACGAUGGCCGAGUGGGCGUUUUUGAUACCUUGUCUAAUAAACCACCCAGUAUAUCUUCCCACUAUCACAGAAGAACGGUCUAUGUUGUUGCUUGGGGUCCAGCAUGUUCAACAGUGUCUGAGGAAGAAAAUGAGACUUUGUUUGUAAUAUACAGUGUGGGAGAUGGUAUCAUCCUGUCACAUGACCCCAAAAAAUUUCAGAAUGAGGCCCAGGACAUAAAUUCAGUCAUUUUCAAAAUGAAUGGGCCAAAGCAAAGAGUUCCAAUUCGAAGUGAAGUAAGCUGGAAUCCAGACUUUUCCUUGGUUGCCAUUGGCAAUGAUGACGGCUCUGUUGAAAUCUACAAGUCUGGAUCCUUCAAACUAUUAUGUGUGGUUCAUAUUCAUCGAAAACUAGUGAACAGCAUUCAGUGGCACCCCAUCCACAAUGUGGAGACCUCAUCCAGUCAGAAAUACUAUAUAGCCACUGGUUCUAAUGAGGCCACAAUACAGAUAGUGGACUUGUCAUCAGUACUAGGUGGGAAGCUGCAUGAGGCUGUGGAUGAGGUGGUGCUGAUUUCGGAGGCUAAGACUACAUUGUUUGGACACAAUAACAGGAUUGUGGGUCUGCAGUGGAGCCCUCACGAUGACAACACACUGGCCUCUGUGUCUUUUGAUGGCACUGCUCGGGUUUGGGAUGUGAGUAAAGGUCAGACGAUUGCCAGUUACCAUGGACACCGAGGUCGUCUGCUUUGUGUGCAGUGGAGCGGAUCUGAUCCAGAUGUAGUAUUCACAGGUGGAGAAGACUUUACGUUCCAUAAGUGGAGAGUUUCAAGGAAUCCAUACUCUGCAGAAGAUGAUGCUCAAAGAAAGAAAAAGACAAAAUCUAGAGGAAGAAAGAAAACUCUAAAAGAUGCAGAUGACAAAAACACUUCCAGAGAGGUCAAGGGGUCAAAGACGGAUCAUCCAGAAGAGGAUAAAGGGUCAACUCAGCAUAAUGAGGUGAUUGUUACAGAGUCAUCAGUUACCUUGGAUACCAGAACUCAGGCCAGUUUGGAUGAGUUGCUACUGAAGAAAAAGGCAGAGCUGGAAGGAACAGAAUAUAUGCCUAGUGAAGACAUUGAAGCACUACAGGUUCCUAGGGAGACUACUAUAGAAAAACAAAAGCAGAAUGCAGCUAUUGUGCAACCUUCAAAGAAUCUGAUGGACACUGAUUCAUCCACAAAGAGCAACGAAAAUAAAAAUCAUUUGACAAAGGAUGCGAAGAAACGAAGAUUAUCCAAGCCAAAAUCUCUAUUUCCAUUGUGUGGUCGUCAUGAAAAUCGUGGAAGGGAAUUGGUUUUGGAGGACAUAGUUGUACUGGCCCAAAUCAUUUAUGAGAGGGCACAGGUUGAGAAAUUGACCGCUAAUACAGUGGAGUUUGAUGCAGAAGAACAUAUAAGUCUUGGAUUUUACCUGCCUGGCAGGAGAGCUAUUCUGCAAUGCUUGACUCUAGAAGGUUUGAGCCACAAAGACAAUGACAACAUGGAUUACUACUACCAACUGGAGAUUUGGAAAGGAAAUAUAAAUGGAGUCCUCCGGCAGGCCCGCGAGAGGGAGGAGCUCUCCGACUGGCUGGUUGCUAUGGCACCAAUGGCUGCCUUUGAUACCUGGACGACCGUGUGUGAGGAUUACGCCACCCAGCUAGAGCAGGAGGGACAGUACCACAAAGCCGCCACCUACCUGCUGGCGGCCCACAAAGUCUACAGCGCCAUCGACCUCUUCAAAAGGCACCGCCUCUUUAAGGAAGCCAUUGCUCUAGCCAAGGUCCGUCUAUCUCCGAUUGACCCAGUUCUGGAGGAUCUAUAUACAUUGUGGGCGCACCAACUUACAAAAGACGGAAACUUUGAGCAAGCAGCUAAAUGCCAUCUUGCCAUGCAGCAGGUUCAGAAUGCGGCAGUCCUGUUGGCGCGGCGAUACAACUGCACUACAAGCCUUCAGACCGCUGCCCGAGUUUCCAUGAUCGGCAAUGAAAAGCAGUCAGGAAUGGCAUAUGCCCACAAGUUGCUGCAACAGUUUUUGCUAAAAUGGGAAUGGAGUCAGGCCUAUGCAUAUCUGAAAGAGCAAAAAGCAUUUCAGGCAAUGAUUGCAGUUAGCGGAAUGCAUGAAUUGGUCGUCAAGGAGAUUCAAAAUCACAACCCAGAAAUCUUAGCUGUGGAUGGCGAUAAAUUCUCAAAAUGGCAGAGCAAUUCCAAAUUGUUCCUACCAGAUUUCAUCCUUGACAACAAGGAUAGAGAUACUUUAUCACCAUGGAAACCCUGGUUGAUUGAUGGUUUGACCUUUCCUCAUCAUGCUUUGAGAAUAUUCUACAGUAACCUAGGAAUCGUCAUGGAUACGGAAAGUUUGGAGGAGAUGUACAAAUCCCUCAGUAUCCUACAGGCUGGGAAACAAAGCCAAGAGGAAAUUCAUCAGCUAUUGAUUCAGAUUAGUGUGGACUUGGUUCUUUGCAUGCUGUCGUUCUUGAUGUCUGAGACUCCAACCGCUAUAUCUCAUCUCAUCCAUGCCAUCAGCAGUCUCCAAGAGGCCGGACAUUAUGUUGUCAUGGAAACUAUCAUCAGAUUGUUUCUGCCAUUAGGACCUAAGUACAUGUUGAAGCUCCAACAAGAAAUCACCGCCGUAAGAGUUGUUAUCAGUAUGGAACGCAAAAGUAAUUAUGACGGGGCUGCAAAAGUGCAUACCAUCAAACGCUACUUGACAGAGAUCAAGGACGAGGACUCUGUGUCGUGCGGAGGCUUGAGGUGUCGGGAGCUGGAUUGUCUAAGGGCCUACUAUUAUCUGGCAAUCCUGAACUCUCUGAAUCAUCAGCCAACUGCUGAAACAAUGGAAAAAUCCAGCAGCAGGGAGCAAACUGUAGGUAAAGCUGUUAAUCCUUCAGUACCAGAAGGAACAUCAGUUGAUUCCACAGAAACUGUGAAGCUUGAGGCAAGUGGGAAGGAAUCAGAAAGUGAAUGUACAGUACAGAAAAGUGAUAAUGAAUCCAAAGAAACUGCAAGUGAAAAUAAAGAAGAUGCAUCUCCAACCACUGUGUCUGAGCAGAAAACCUCUCCCAUUGAAAAUGAGUUUUCUGCUGCUGGCUCCGAGAGCAAUGUAGUUGUAGAUAUUGACAUCAAAACAGAGCCUACAGCUGCUUCAGCCUCAAACGACCAAAACAAAGCAAGUGAUACAUCUACAAACAAUGACAAAGAAGAGAAUAAGAUAAAAAAGACUGAUCUACCAAGUGGACUAGAAGUGGAGAGCCCAAAAAGUGUGGCAGUGAGUGACUUUCAGAGACAGUGUAGUGACAGCGAAAGGACAGAUCUAUCUCAGCUAACUUUAUCCCAGCUCUGCCAUUUAUCCAGGGGUCUUCUGUGGGAUGUUCAAGGAAAACGAUACGCAUUGAUGGAAACACUGGGCUACAUUCACAAAGCCAUAUCUCAACUUCUCUUGGCUCAGAAGCCCAACUCUCUUUCCUCUAGUCAAACAGAUAUUCACAGUGAGACAAAAGCUGAGAGAGACUAUGGGCAUGGACAUGUAUCUUCGCUGGAGGAAGAGAGGGACGGGUUGCCGGGAAUAUUCCCAAGACAGCCUCACUUUCAUAGUGCUGUGAUGAAAAAGAGACACAACAGUGAACCUCUCUAUGAUCUUCCAGGAGUCUCGGAGGACAUUCUAUCUCAUUUUCACCAUCAUAAUCACCAUCAGCCCCAUUUCUCCAGGUCUUUUUCAUCAGAUUCCCAGGCCUUGGAGUCUAACACUAGAGAGCACCUUUGCCCAACUCAUAGUGCCCAGGACAUGAACUCUGAAAACUCUUUUGACAUCUGUGUAUCGUGUGAGAUGUUGAACAAAUCUCGUAGGGUAUUGUGGGAAGAUGAGCCCCAUCUCGGAACAGAACAUUCUGGGAAAGCCAACCUUACCAACCUCAUCAAUCCUGCCAAAUACAUAAAUGUACCAGAUGAGUGGUACAAUAUGUCAGCUGAUCAAAAAUACUCAAUGCCUUACGUUACCAUGGCGAUUCUUAAGGACGAGCAGGAAUACAUGAUGCAUGAGCUUAGAAGGGGCCCAGACAAUUUACAGGUUCCCUUUCCCAACCCUUUGGACUCGGUGAAACUUCUGCUGAACAUUUGUCACUCACAGCUGAAGCAGGAGGAUGCCAACUGGUUCGCUGAACGAGUGGUUGCCUGGUCUCUCAAGUUCUCUGUGUCCGCCCAACAGAAAGAGACAGUAAUGGAGCUUCUCCACAGAACACUCACUCACUGAGUAAGUGGCCCAAAGGAAACUCACUGAGUAUGUGGUCCAAAAGGAAACUCACUGAGUAUGUGAUCAAUAAGACACUCAAUGAGUAUGUGAUCCAUAGGACACUCACUGAGUCUGUGACCCAGAGAAAACUUACUCACCGAGUCCUUGGCCCAUACUCACUGAGUUUGCAACCCAUAGGAUGCUCACUCACGGAGUCUGUGACCAGUCAAGGUUCAUCAUGAAGGGAUACGCAUCUGUAGGGAAAUGUUAUAUGUACAUUGCCCUGAUUGUGAUACAUUAGGUUGUCUGUUUGUUAAUCAGUGAUUAACAGCCAAUUUGAAAGUUGGUUCAUUUUCUUCAAAAAUAGUCAAAAAUUGUUGUCAUGGGUCAGGUUUUGAAAAAACCUGAUUUUUAUCAAAAUAACCUGUAUUGAUCAGUUAUUAGAGCAAGCCCAAGACCCUUGAAUUUCGAGAUAAAAUCACAAAAUCCUGUGGAAUAAUGAGAAUUUCUGGAGUACCAAGUAAUAUUGAAAGAGAGUAGAAGGUUUCACCUAGACCAUUGUAAUGUACUGAGUUCCUGAUUAAAGCACAAAAAUUCCCUUGGCACUGUUAAAAUGGCAAGAUUAGUUUUAGAAACAGAAUUGUGUUACAUUAUUUUUACCUUUGGGCAUUACAUUGGUGUUCCAUGUUUGUUUUUGUCAGAUUUUACUUCUGCAUAAACAUAUGCCACGUUCAAUAUUUUGCCAUUUGUAGGAACCCCCCUCCCCCUUCCCUUAAAAACAGAUCUACACCUUAAUACUUUCAAUAUUGUCUUAAAAUCAAACUUUAACCUUUAUAUGAUGUUGAAUGCUUAAUCUAUUUGUUUUGCCAGAGAGAGAGAGAGAGAGAGAGAGAGAAAGAGAGAAAUGUGGAAAACAUUUGUUCAAUCAAACUGUGCAUAUAUUACUUUAUUUGUAUAUAAACAACAUGGUAAAUUAAUGUGCACAACAUGCUGCUAUCAAUGUGCUACAUAUGCUAGAGCUUGAGAUGAAAUAACAAGGUACUCAACUGUUUCUGUUGCUCAACUGUUUACUGCAUAUAGUUGUGGUUUCAUCCUGAAUAAAUGGAGAAAUAUCUGAA